AUCGCUUCUCGCUGAUUUCCCUCUAAUCCGCCGCCAUCUCCAUCUCCAUUGUCCCUCAAUCCUCAUCUAAUCAUCGUCAUCAUCAUCAUCAAAAUGACCGAUCCUCCUCAGACUAUCCCUCUUCACCACCUCCCCUCGUCCAUCUCCUACAAUGCUGCCACCACUACGGCCCUGGAGUCUCACCUCAGCACGUCCGACGAGGAGUCUAGCCCACCUCCGCGUUACACCCGCGAGAAUGACCCCUUCCAACUAGCCUCAAAACUGAAAAGUCCCGAAGAAAUCGCCCGGAUGCAACCCCAAGCCAACAUUUCCCGCAAGCGUCACACCUCGGGCUGCCUCCCCCACAGCGCCAAUCCCCGCAAUGCACUCGCUUCCUCCCUAGCCUCUAAACAACUGCAAACCUUCUACGAGUCCCAGAAUGAGAACAUUCAACGCAUGCUCAAGCCCGUCGAAGAACACGUUCGCGAUGCCCGUGAAACAAACAGCAGCAACCAGCUCAAGUACAAAAUCGCCGUCUGGGGCUCCUUCGCCGCCAAUGUCAUCCUCUGUGUUCUGCAACUCUACGGAGCCAUUUCCUCCAGCUCCCUCUCCCUGUACACAACAAUGGCCGACGCCGUCUUCGACCCUCUCUCCAACAUAACUCUCCUCGUCUCCAACAAGGCUGUCAACCGCGUCGAUCCUCGUAAAUUCCCCGCCGGAAAAGCUCGCAUUGAAACAGCCGGCAACAUCUGCUUCUGUUUCCUCAUGACAGCCGUCUCUUUCAUCCUCAUUGCUUUCUCUAUCCGCGAACUCGCCGAGGGAUCCAACUCCGAGACGGGAUCUUUCCACCUCCCUUCUGUUGUCGCCGUCAUCGUCGCCUUUUGCACUAAAUUCGCGCUCUUCCUGUACUGCUUCGCGCUAAAGGAUCAGUAUUCCCAGGUCAUGAUCCUCUGGGAAGACCACCGCAAUGACCUCCUGAUUAACGGAUUUGGUAUCCUUACCAGCGUAGGUGGUGGUAAAUUGCGCUGGUGGAUUGACCCCGCGGGAGCUAUUGUCCUCUCCGUGCUUGUCAGUUGCUUGUGGCUGUUUAGCGCGUAUCGCGAGUUCCAGUUGCUUAUCGGUGUUACCGCCGAUACUAAAAUGCAACAGUUGAUUACUUAUAUCUCAAUGACCCACUCCCCCCUCAUCACCGCCAUCGAUACCGUCCGUGCAUACACCUCCGGCCCUCGAUUGCUUGUGGAAGUUGACAUCGUCAUGGACCCGAACGAUUCGCUGCGGGCUACACAUGAUGUCGCAGAAGAACUGCAAAUGAAACUGGAGUCGUUGCCGGAUGUGGAGCGGGCGUAUGUACACGUGGAUUAUGAGACGACGCAUAAGCCGGAACACUUCUUGAAGAAGGAGUUGUAAGUCUAGGUGACUGCUUGUUUGCCUAUUCGUUUAUGGCUGGAUGGUAUAUGGUAUACAAUAAUAUAGUUGAUUUGGAUGGGACAUGGAUAUGGAUACGAACGCGGUAAAUAGUAUAGUAUAGAGAUCAAGAACAUAGUCGCGUGUAUAGUUUUUAAUUGUCAAUGCAGGGAUAGACAGUACAUGUUGAUGGUGAUUGCUGGAUGGCAGGGAACCCUAGAGAUAAAGCCGACUACUCAGGGUGAUGAUCCCUUUCACUACAAUACAUUCACUGGAUACAGAUACCAUUUGGGUAA
Aspergillus piperis CBS 112811 is the source of this 1679-nucleotide messenger RNA. RefSeq names its product cation diffusion facilitator family transporter. The transcript has 2 exons. Lineage: Eukaryota; Fungi; Ascomycota; Eurotiomycetes; Eurotiales; Aspergillaceae. Gene Ontology annotation, biological process: transmembrane transport; monoatomic cation transport. Bases 94 to 1386 code for a protein of 430 amino acids. The record is from RefSeq and is a predicted model, not a curated record. Gene Ontology annotation, molecular function: monoatomic cation transmembrane transporter activity. Gene Ontology annotation, cellular component: membrane.